UGUUCACCUUACAAGCUGUUUGACAUUAGUGUUUGAUUUGCCAGACACACGUAAAAAUAAUAAAAUUACGUACAAAAAUAAUCCAAUUUUCCAUUAAAAAUUGUUUACAAUGAUCAUGGAAAACAUAUUGGCUUUAGUGCAGUUCUUUUAUCUAUACUAAAAUAUUUUAAGCGAGUGAUGACGUUGAAUGGGGACUAUGUAACCUUAAAAGUGCUAAACGAAACAAACUUUGCUUUCUCAUUGUUUGAUAAUCAUCGUUAUCUUUGCUGCACAGUGCGUUGAUAUGUCACAUUUCGGAGAUUUUAUGGACGGUGUACCCGUUAAAAUAUCAGAAAAAUAUAAGCGACCGCUGCGAAUCGAUUUACCUUACACUGUAAACGAAUGCCCCAUUAGAACGCAGAAUGUUGUCGACAGCGCUAACUAUUCGUCUACAUUUGAGAAGAACGUUCUUGCUAAACUCAAAGAGCUUAGGAAUGCGAAAGAGACGAAGAAAAAUGAGAGGAGGCACCGUCUGCAGCUGCUGCAGGAGGCGGAACAAAAGAGACUCGACGCGAUAGCUGCCGCCGAGGACGAGGAGCGGCUGAAGCAGCUGAGCGUGUCCGACGUGACGUACCCCAGCACGGACGAGCUCAGCGCGCCCUCGCCGCACGACAAGCCCAAGCACUGUGAUAACACGACGCACGUCGAUAAUACUACCCAUGUAGAUAAUGUCCCUGAACAUGUUAAUGCCUCCACUAACUUUAACUACCCAAACACCAGCAUACCCACUGACUCACAGUUGAACAUUUUACAGCCUAUCCUGGUGAAGGCUCACCAACAAGAGAACAGCCUACUGGAUGAUCCUGAUCCUUUGCAGAACUUAAAAUUAAAUACAAAGAUUACUAGAGUACCACACAACCCUAAUAUAGAUACAUUAACAUUUAGAGACUUUGAGAAUGACACUUCAAGCCCAUUUGAUAAUGUUGAACUGAAGACUAUCAAUGACAUGGAACUGUUGGCACAGGUGCUGCAGGGUCAAAAGGACUCCUCUACUAGUUGUCACCCACAAGCUGGCUAUGCACCAGAACAAGGAUACACAAACUGUGCAACACAAGCACAGAUAGAUGGCAUGACAUAUUUACCAGCUUCAUAUUUAGAACAGCCCCUUCAAGGCCCCAAUAUGAUAUAUAAUUCUCCACAGCACUACCCAUUAUCAAAUGGAUACUAUGUACCAACAGACAAUGAUACAGUCAACAUGUAUAUGCCAAACUAUCCAUAUUAUGCUCCUAACCCUUAUGCUAGUGUGGACCCCUACUAUGGAAAUCAGUUACCAACAACAUCAGGGGAUGUCAGUCAAGUGCCUAAUGGUUCAUCAUACAUUCCACAGCCUUAUUACUUCCAGUAUCCUCACAUGCCAGUUUCAUAUCAGCCUCCAAAUGCAACAGACACUUACACUGCCCCUCAAGUAGCUAACGAAGCAGCCGAGCAAAAUACAGCAAAUACAGGAACACAGAAUGCAGUGAAAUCUAGAUCUAGGAGUGUACCGGACAUUGUAAAGGAAUUGAAUGAAGAGUUGGCUAAACUGAGAACUAGUGAGAGAUCAUACAAUGCUAGUCCCGCUCCUAAAAACCAAGCUGCUCAGGCUGCUAUUAGUGAAAGAAAAGAGGAGAAGAGAGUUAGAAAGAAACCAGAGCAGUUGCCUAAUCCAUUUGACAAAUUAACUCCUAAGUUGCAGGAGAUGUGUAAAAAGAUACAUGGAAUGGGAUUUCCUCUUGACAGGGUAGCCAGAGUCUGUACUCUUGUAGGAGAUAAUGAUAAAAAGGUGAUCGAAGGUCUAUUAAUACUCGGCGAGCUGAUGGAUCUGGGUUUCUCAGAAGGCAAGGUGUCCGCAGCUCUAGCGAAGCACGAAUUUAACAGGGAUAAAGCUUUGGACGCGUUGGUAUCUUAACAGAGUAAGGAAAUCACAACAUACGUAAAGACUCGAAAAGUCGAAAGUCAAACGAUUAUAGAAUUUAAGACGAAGGCAGUAGCCCUUGUUUUUCUAUAUGGGUCAGACUGGUGAAUAAAGAAUGGCGACGACACGGUUAAGGAGUCAGAAAUCGAGGGUUGAUUUUUAUGUGAUGGUAGAUGAGAUACAACCAGGGUUGCCAUAUGUUAAACUCCUGUUGCACUAGACGUACUUUAAAAAACGAAUCUCCUAAGGUUGUAUAUGUAAAUGAUGGUCAAAAUUAAAUAAGUGUGCUGUGUGGCAAGCAAAAGAUCUAAAGGAAGAGUCUUGGAGGUUGGUAACCCUUGAGUGUAUUAUCUCAGUCCUGUGAGUAUUGAAGAAUAAUUACCCUGUAAUGGAAGGCAACAGAGAAGAGAUUCGUGAAGUAUUUCAAGUGUUUUGUAGUUGAAAAAUACUAUAGAAGCAUUAGGUACAGGUAUUAAAGUUAGUCGAAGUCUUAGCGUGAACUUGCCAGCUUAAAAAAAACAUCCUAUAUUGCUAUACUAUAUAAAAAGUAUAUUUUAAAAAGUGUGUCUAUAUAAUUUUAUUCUGGAUUAGUGACAGAGUAAAAGCUUAUGCAUAAACAAUAUUGUGAUAUAGAACUCAUUUGAUAAUAAUUAACUUUAGAUCUAGACCCGGACACGUCCUUCACUGCCUAGGUCAAUCUGACAUAAAACAAUAUAAAGCAACAAACACUUUACUGAAAAUGAAAAAGAAAGCAAUAAAAUAUAGACAUAUAAGGUAGCUUUGUUUUAAAAAGUCUCUGUCUUAGAUUUUUUAUAAAAUGUUAUUAGCUAUUCUUGAGACUUAAACACACCGACUGCAUAUAACACUAUUUAUUUAUUGAAGUGUUACAAUUUGUCUAUCAAUUUAAGAACUGAAUUAUGAAGUAGAUGAAUCGUCAUCAAUUUACUGUAAAAUUUAAUUGAAAGUCGAUGUAUUAGUAAAGUUUUCCGAGAUACUGUCUUGAUGAAAUAUAUUUUCUAAAUAUUUGAUCAGGUGGCUUGGGUUACCAAGCGAUCUAGAUCGACUAUCGUCACUGUUCAAAUUAGUGUUGUAUGUAGGUACUGUUAUUUACAAAUGCAUAAUAUAUCUACUUUUGAGGAAUAUAGAAUUCAUUUUCUCUAGUUUCACUUAAAUUACUGGUAAUUUUCGGACGUUUUAUGGCUGUAGCAGCAAUUACCUUGUAUUAUAGUCUAUUUUUAAUUUAUCGCUCUAAGCAAGAACAACUUUCAAAAUCUGUUGUUUUGAUAUCAAAACAACUGUGUACUGCAAUUGUAGAUUUGAAUCUUUUUACUAUUUCGUAGUAAAAUUAUAAUUGAAAAGUCAUAUCGCCUUCAUAUCUAUUUUCCAAUAACUAUUUUGUAACACUUGUUUUCCUUGUUCCGUUAAUAAAAACGUUGUUGUUAACACUAAUUAAUAUGUGUAAUCGUGUAGGUAACACAACAUAUAAAACGACUUUCUUGUAUUUUAAAAGCGUUUUAUCAAACUUCCAAAAUACUUUUCAUGUUAGAUCGGUGUCCGGAAACGUAUAGAUUUGGGUUACGGUAAAUUAUUUAGAAAUUUCCCCUUCCUUGUUUUUAGCGAUUACUAUCAAAGUAAUAAUAUCUAAUCUGUAUGAUAACAUCUUACACCUUUUGAUAAAGGUUCCUAGAUUUUUACAAGACAGAGCUUUCAGAUUUGUAAAAAGGUAUUCGAUUUUUUUAUAUAAAACUUCAUAAAGUUAAAACUACAUAAUUAACUUUGACACCUGGUGGGCCACGGUCCCGAAAUAACAUGCAGUAGCUUACUCAAACAAUAGGAGUUCUGUUUUAAUUGAAUUGAGAUCGGCUUGGUGCUUUGGAUCCCGACCCUAGCGCUAAUUCUUGCAGUAGUACGAGUUGGGACUCGAUCUUGGUUGCUUUUGAUAGUACCAUCGUAGAAAUAAAUCGAGAACCGAAAUCGAGAAGCUUAAAAAAUGGCACCAAACCAGUUUUAGAAGAAAGCCUACAGGAGAUCACGUAUUGAAAGUAACAUCACAAAUUUCAUACGUGUCUAGUUAUGACAUUACAAAUGAUAUGCAUUUAUAUUUUACUUGAGAUAAAUACAAUGUGAUAAUCAUCAUCAAAUAAUAAAUUCUUUUACUUUAGGGCUUUUAACGUAAUGUUAGCAUUUGUGUAUACGAGCCUUUGAAACACCCUUUUAUUAGAUCCUACUAUUUUAGACCUGUAGACAGUUUGUUUAAAUAUUUUCAAAAUUGCCUUUUGCGAAGCCUUGUGUUUCUUAUAUUUUAAUAAAUUUAUCAAAAAUAUGAUAAAAGAAUUGAUUGUAUUCUUUGAGUGUAUGAUGCGAGUAACUGCCAUUCUUAGACCCUUCUGUAUUCGAGUCUUGUAUUUUAUAUAAUUAUGUUUAUAUUGUAAAUAUCACUAUGUGCAAUUUUGUUAUAUAAUUUAAUUCAUGUAUUACAAUCACAAGACUUCAUAUUAGAAAAUGUUAGCGAAACAAUAUUAAGAUAAAACUUUUAUGAUUCAGUGUACACGAGUUCAUUCUUAAAACUUGUGAGCGAGAGCGUACUGAAACUGUGCGGAUGUGUGUAUAAUGCUUUGAAGAAAUGUUAUAUUUUUACUCCUAAGGAAAAAUUUUAAGAAAAAGAAGCUUAUGUAAAAUACUCUAUUUUUAUUAGCUCGUUGUUUGAAUUUAGCGUCAUUUAAGCUUUGGUAUCAUUUUGAAAAAGUUAGUACUUAUAUUGAUACUUUUCUAUCAAAGCUAGUACUGCUAAUAACGAGCUCUUAAGAAAGAGUAAAAUAAAAGAGAAAGCUAGAUCUUCAAUUGCCGAAGUUGCGUAUUGAAAUUAUAUUGUUUUACUGAAGACAAUAGAAUCUACUGAUGGAGUAGAAAACAAACGAGGAAUUCGAAAUAUAUUUUGCAUGCAUUGACCGGUCCCGUUGUAGCUAUUGGAGUAUUCGUAAAACAGCUUGCGCGGUGACCAAAAUCCCUGGUAAAUAUUAAAAUAAUUCCAAUACUGUAGCAUCCUUGAAACUGAUGAUGAUGAUGAAGUAAAAUGUAUUCACGACAGUUUAUUUUGAAUUUCGCAUGUUCUCUACUCAGACAGUAUUCACUUUUGUCGUAAGUAUUAUACCAUACUAUAUAAUUAUAAAGACUAGAGGUUAUUUACAUUUUACUCUUGGCACGCCUUGUUAAGAUUCCACGUGAGCUCAUACAAAAACCUUCUCGAAACACGAAUUUAUUGAAACUUUUCUAUCAGGGGCUUAUCAGGUUCCUACUAAGACUGUCGAAGGUAAUGAAAGAGACAGCGCUAUAAACCGUGUAGAGCGAUGUCUCGCUUCGACAAUUGAAACAGACCAUAAGACAUGGUAGGAGGCCUCUGAUUUAAAUGAAUUUCCUAUUAUUGCUAAGGUUUUUAUAUGAGAACACGUAAUGCGGUUCACAAUGACGCUUAUAAUAUUUUAUUUUUGUAUGUAGAUAUUAAAAUUACUAAAAAUGUGAAUUGUGUGAACCUUGCUGUGGAGCUCCUUGAUUCAAACGAAGUUUUUAUUUAUUUGUAGAAUAAACACGUUACUAGUAGUAAAUUAUAAGUGAAGGCUUCGGUAGUGUGGAUGGAGAUUUUAUACAUUACUGCUUCACAAACGAAAUGUAUAAAUAAAUUGUUAUUUUCAA
Molecule: messenger RNA, 5623 nt
Organism: Trichoplusia ni (cabbage looper)
Lineage: Eukaryota; Metazoa; Arthropoda; Insecta; Lepidoptera; Noctuidae
Exons: 2
Coding region: 284-1927 (547 amino acids)
Biological process (GO): ubiquitin-dependent protein catabolic process via the multivesicular body sorting pathway
Cellular component (GO): ESCRT I complex
Molecular function (GO): ubiquitin binding
Source: RefSeq, a predicted model, not a curated record